AUGGAUCGGAGGUCCCGGGCUCACCAGUGGCGCCGAGCUCGCCAUAAUUACCACGAUCUCUGCCCACCCAUCGGCCGCCGGACAGCCACCGCACUCCUCUGGCUCUCCUGCUCCAUCGCGCUCCUCCGCGCCCUUGCUGCCUCCAACGCCCGCGCCCAGCAGCGCGCGGCUGCCCAGCAGCAGCAGCAGCAGCAGCAGCAGCAGCAGCGCCGGAGCUUCCUUAACGCCCACCACCGCUCCGGCGCCCAGGUAUACCCUGAUUCCCCCGAAUCCGAAUCUGACCGCGAGACCGAGGAGGUAGACUUCGAGCCGUCCCUCCCUGAGUGCCUAGAGUACGAAGACGACUUCGAGUACGAGACCGAGUCCGAGUCCGAGUCCGAGUCUGAAAUAGAGUCGGAGACCGACUUCGAGACCGAGACCGACACCGCUCCCACCACUGAGCCCGAGACCGAGCCGGAAGACGAGCGAGGACCCGUGGUGCCCAAGCAGUCCACCUUCCCCCAGUCUCUAACCGAGCGACUGCAAGCUCUCAAGUUGCGAAGCCCCGACGCCUCCCCAAGUCGCGCAGGACCCAGCACUCAGGAGCCCCAGAACACCACUGAGGGGGAGGAGCCCGAGAAAACGCCUGAGCCCGAGUACCAGGAUCCGAGGAACCCCGAAGAGUCCGAGGAGUCCAAGGAGAAGAAGCGGCAGCGCCGCUGCAAGCCGAAGAAGUCCCCCCGCCGCGACCCGUCCCCGGAGUCCCCGAAGAAAAAGGGGCCCAUCCCCAUCCGGCGUCACUAAUGGAGGACGCCGUCCAGAUUCUCCUUGUUUUCAUGGAUUCAGGUCAGUUGACUAC
Messenger RNA from Otolemur garnettii (small-eared galago), 838 nucleotides. RefSeq names its product neuroendocrine secretory protein 55. Lineage: Eukaryota; Metazoa; Chordata; Mammalia; Primates; Galagidae. The record is from RefSeq and is a predicted model, not a curated record. Gene Ontology annotation, biological process: response to parathyroid hormone. The transcript has a single exon. Bases 1 to 783 code for a protein of 260 amino acids.